Manis pentadactyla (Chinese pangolin) is the source of this 2109-nucleotide messenger RNA. It is a transcript of the gene ZC4H2, whose product is annotated as zinc finger C4H2-type containing. The record is from RefSeq and is a predicted model, not a curated record. Gene Ontology annotation, biological process: positive regulation of neuron differentiation. Gene Ontology annotation, cellular component: nucleus. NCBI's taxonomy places the organism in Eukaryota, Metazoa, Chordata, Mammalia, Pholidota, Manidae. The coding region runs from base 105 to 779 and encodes 224 amino acids. The transcript is spliced from 5 exons.
GCUCAGAACCCCAUGCCCCCAGGAGGUGGUUACUUUGUGUCUAUUGUAUCCCUGUGCUGGUGUGUUUGUAUAUUUCUUGGGACCUGAUACUGAGAGUGAAAAGAAUGGCAGAUGAGCAAGAAAUCAUGUGCAAAUUGGAAAGCAUUAAAGAGAUUAGGAACAAGACCCUGCAGAUGGAGAAGAUCAAGGCCCGUUUGAAGGUUGAGUUUGAGGCCCUUGAAUCAGAGGAGAGGCACCUGAAAGAAUACAAGCAGGAGAUGGACCUCCUACUACAGGAGAAGAUGGCCCAUGUAGAGGAACUCCGACUGAUCCAUGCUGACAUCAAUGUGAUGGAAAACACCAUCAAACAGUCUGAAAAUGACUUAAACAAGUUGCUAGAAUCUACCCGCCGGCUACAUGAUGAGUAUAAGCCACUGAAGGAACAUGUGGAUGCCCUGCGCAUGACUCUGGGCCUGCAGAGGCUCCCUGACCUAUGUGAAGAGGAAGAAAAGCUCUCUUUGGAUUACUUUGAGAAGCAGAAAGCUGAAUGGCAGACGGAGCCUCAGGAGCCCCCCAUCCCCGAGUCCCUGGCCGCUGCAGCUGCGGCUGCCCAACAACUCCAGGUGGCUAGGAAGCAGGACACUCGGCAAACAGCUACCUUCAGGCAACAACCCCCACCUAUGAAGGCCUGCUUGUCAUGUCAUCAGCAAAUUCACCGGAAUGCACCUAUAUGCCCUCUGUGCAAAGCCAAGAGUCGGUCCCGGAACCCCAAAAAGCCAAAACGGAAGCAGGAUGAAUGAAAAGAUGGAGAACACAUGAGCUCUGCUACUCAUAACCUGUCCCCCUGGCCAGAGUGCUUGAUGUCCUGAUGUGAAACAACCCUUCCUCACCUUUACCAAGUCUCCUAUUUAAUGUGAUGGAAGCACAACCCCCUCUCUCACUUUGCUCUUCUUUCUGCUCUUGGAGUUUCAGGGUUAGGAAGAGAUGUGGUUCAGGUGCUAAUGACAGUAUGUCUGAUGAUCCCCUCUCUCUCACCUAUACUUUAACCCCUUGUUUGAAGCUGAGGGAAGGACAGAAGGCAUAGAUGUGAUUCUCUGUCUCUUGUGUCUGAGGCCUGGGGCCUAAGAUCUAAGGGAUAAGAGAGGCCCAUAUCUGUUUGAGGUGAAAGCUCCAGUAUAUCCAAUCCCUGUACUUUUGCCUUAGGUUCUGAAGGGGCAAUAAUCUUCUUGCUGGACUUUUCAACAGGCUUGGUGCAUAUACCCCCACACCCACCUUGAUCUCAUCCACAAGGCUCAGAGGUAGCUUGGACAACCCCUCCUUUUCAUAGUCAUUCAGGAGGCCUGGCUGUCAUGAUAGAGUUGACCAACUUCCCCAAUCCAGUCUUCUAGAUAUACUAGAAUUCUCAGGUACCAGGCUGUGUGUCUCGGAAUCCUGAGAUUUGCAGAUCUUCUUCCUAUAACACCAGUUUUUGCAAAUCAGUUAAUAGAAGUUCCCUACAGUGAAAUCUGGCAGCCAGACCCACUCCACUAGUCCUGCCUAACUCAUUGCCUAAGUCAUUGAGCUGAGGGCUCAGCCUUAUGCUGAGAGGGGCCCAGGCAGACAUCUGUGUUGCCUUUUAUUCAAAAACAUUAUUCUGGCUCUUACGCAGUGGUAUAUCUUAAGGGUCAGAGGAAUGGGUUGAGAUUCAAGUGAGUGCCAGUUACUUUACCCAUGCAAGUGAGUGGGACUUACCUCCACUCAUCCCUUCCCCUCUUCUGUAAGGUAGGCUCAGCUCAGUUCACUUGCUGGCCACCCUCUUUCCUAUAGAUUGUGCAGGUGGCCUUCCCUCCCGAAAGAAAAGGCACUGGGCUCCCCAAGUCCUAUUCUUCUCCUUUCUACCAAUGUUAGAUCUCUAGUCAAGUCACUCUUGGACUUAAGGGAUGAGGAUGGUGGUUGGCUGACUGAAAAAGUUUUACUCCAGGUUUCAGUUCCUGGUUGGGGAGGGGUAGAUAUUUUUUCCUUCUUUUCUUAACUGUAGUUUUAAAUUGCCACAGUGUCUGUGUGUUCAUAAUAUAAAAGUUUCCUCUGCUCUUUGAAAGUAAGAGUAUUAUAUAUGUACAAAUCCUUUUAAAUAAACAUUUGUUCAUUGGA